Molecule: messenger RNA, 1116 nt
Organism: Oncorhynchus mykiss (rainbow trout)
Lineage: Eukaryota; Metazoa; Chordata; Actinopteri; Salmoniformes; Salmonidae
Source: RefSeq, a predicted model, not a curated record
AUGGAUCCACUCUGCUCUAUUCCUGUCAGUCCUGCUCCAUCCUGUCUGGAGACUCAGAACACAGGCUGCUCCAUCCUGUCUGGAGACUCAGAACACAGGCUGCUCUAUUCCUGUCUGGAGGCUCAGAACACAGGCUGCUCCAUCCUGUCUGGAGGCUCAGAACACAGGCUGCUCCAUCCUGUCUGGAGGCUCAGAACACAGGCUGCUCCAUCCUGUCUGGAGGCUCAGAACACAGGCUGCUCUAUUCCUGACAGUCCUGCUCCAUCCUGUCUGGAGGCUCAGAACACAGUCUACUCUAUUCCUGUCUGGAGGCUCAGAACACAGGCUGCUCCAUCCUGUCUGGAGACUCAGAACACAGGCUGCUCCAUCCUGUCUGGAGGCUCAGAACACAGGCUGCUCUAUUCCUGUCUGGAGGCUCAGAACACAGGCUGCUCCAUCCUGUCAGUCCUGCUCCAUCCUCACACAGAGGUCCUGUGUGGUUUUAAAUGUAUGCACGCCCCAGUCCCCUCACUACCACCAGCCCCAGUCCCCUCACUACCACCAGCCCCAGUCCACUCACUACCACCAGUCCCAGUCCCCACACUACCACCAGCCCCAGUCCCCACAGUACCACCAGCCCCCUCACUAAUACCAGCCCCAGUCCCCACACUACCACCAGCCCCAGUCCACUCACUACCACCAGCCCCAGUCCCCUCACUACCACCAGUCCCCUCACUACUACCAGCCCCAGUCCCCUCACUACCACCAGCCCCAGUCCACUCACUACCACCAGCCCCAGUCCCCACACUACCACCAGCCCCAGUCCCCUCACUACCACCAGCCCCAGUCCCCUCACUACCACCAGCCCCAGUCCACUCACUACCACCAGCCCCAGUCCCCUCACUACCACCAGUCCCCUCACUACUACCAGCCCCAGUCCCCUCACUACCACCAGCCCCAGUCCCCACACUACCACCAGCCCCCUCACUAAUACCAGCCCCAGUCCCCUCACUACCACCAGCCCCAGUCCACUCACUACCACCAGCCCCAGUCCCCUCACUACCACCAGUCCCCUCACUACUACCAGCCCCAGUCCCCUCACUACCACCAGCCCCAGUCCACUCACUACCACCAGCC